AUGAUGGGAACAGUUUCCAGUGGAAGGCACUCUGGGUGCCAGGGGGCAUCCCCGGGUUCAGGCCCCGUGUCGCCGGUGCGAUUGCUGAACGGCCUGGGGCCAGGACCGAACGGUACUAGCACGGCCGGAGAACCCGUCGAGCUGAAUGCUAUCUUAGGCCAAGCUUCCCCAAUCAUUACAACGAAACGUGAGCCGCAAGACCUCCGGAACAAGCCCUUGUGUUUGGAAAAGGCAUCCGCCGUCACAUUGGUGAGCAACCCGGCGGCGGCGCGUCGGCUCUUAUCACCGGUGCAGGCCACGUUGGAGGCGGACGAAGACCCUUCGCACGCAGCUUUGUCUACGGUGAUAUACUCCGAAGGCUACGGGCCUUAUGCAGACCACUAUGCCAUGACGCCGUCUACGUCUGCCGGACGCUUGCAACACUCCGGGGUUCGUCCCUCGGCGUUGGGGUACACAGUGGCGACACCGACUGCGGCGGCUGCGGCGCCGGACGGCUUCAGUUGCUAUCGGGAUUACUAUGCCGGCGCUACGGCGCAGCAGCAGCCGGACUUGUAUGGUCUUCGCCAUUAUGACGUAGCUAUUAGCGGCACGCCGAUGGUGUCGGUAGUGGACGGUGCGAGUACGGUUUCGGCUGCCGCUACAACUGGAUUUGUUGAUCGCUACUUGCGACAGAGUGGAUAUCGGUCCCCCGGGCAGGUUCUCUCUGUGGAUUUGCCCUCGCCGGAUAGUGGGAUCGGAGCUGAGUCCGUAACCCCAAGAGACCAUACUGCUGUUCAUCAGUUACAGAACAAGAUGGAAUUUCAACCGGAUAUGAAACCGUUUCACGCUACGCCAUCUUCCGGUUAUCGCGGCGGUUUGCCGUGGAGUAACGGGCUGACGCCUGGACCGAACUACACUGGCUACAUGAUUCGCUCUGUACCGAAACCGGCGACGUCAACAUUGAGCAACAUGACGCCCAUCGGGAAGGAACCUGGGCAAGGGGUGGUUUUCCGGAAGCGGGUUAGCUUUCCGCCGCAGCCGAGAUGCUUUGAUUAUUCGGAAAUGGUGUCCGGACAGCUGCUGGGCAGUACUGCGAACGGAACCAUUGGCGUGAACGGAAUGACGGGAAUGGAAGGCCUGGGCAUUCGACCCCCACCUAUGGGAUCCCCACCAGCGAGAUCCCGAUCAUGGCAUGAGUUCGGUCGACAAACUGAGGCGGACAAAGUUCAGAUACCAAAAAUGUGA
Messenger RNA from Notodromas monacha, 1224 nucleotides. Lineage: Eukaryota; Metazoa; Arthropoda; Ostracoda; Podocopida; Cyprididae. The record is from the annotation of a GenBank genome assembly.